This is a messenger RNA of Monodelphis domestica (gray short-tailed opossum), 4837 nucleotides long. RefSeq lists its product as uncharacterized. Gene Ontology annotation, biological process: regulation of transcription by RNA polymerase II. Lineage: Eukaryota; Metazoa; Chordata; Mammalia; Didelphimorphia; Didelphidae. The record is from RefSeq and is a predicted model, not a curated record. Gene Ontology annotation, molecular function: DNA-binding transcription factor activity; RNA polymerase II cis-regulatory region sequence-specific DNA binding.
GCGCAGUGCCGGAUGUCUCCUCUCUCGGUGGUACGGGAGCUCCACCCAGGGGAGAAGCAGCGGGAGCCUGGGGAGGUGAGUGGCCGGGGGCUGCUGCCACCGCGCAUGACUUCGGGCCAUCGCGCUCGCCUGUCCGCCCUUGGGCAGCACAGGGGGUCCAGGUCCACCCCACAGCAGGGCCCCCCCCAGACGCCCCUGCGCCCUAGGACGCGCCCAGCUGUCCCCUCCACCUCGGGGCCUUUCCCGUGCCUGUGCCCCGGGGGGGGGGGGGGGGGGCGCUCUCGCCCUCCUCCUCUUCCACGGCCUGAACUCGGAACCAGGGCGAGCGGCCUGGGCUUCCCUGACCCGCCCCUCCCGCCAGGCCCUGGUCCUCUCCGGCACCUCCUUCCGUCGGGCUACGCGGCUGAGCGGCGCCCCCGCCUGGAGGCAGCGCCUUGAUUCAUCAUUACUUAUUAAUCAGCCGAAGCCUUUGGGAGAGAAAAAGGCUCCUCCUCCGCCCCCAACUGGGACCUUCGGAAAGGGGGGGGCGGGGCUGUGAGCCUCCCCGCAGGGUGCACCUGUGUGGGGGGGAGGGGCCGCCUGAUGGACAGCCUGGAGCCCAGCCGUCUGGGCGGGGCCAGGCCCCACCUGUGGCACUGCCACGUGGGCUUGCUACUGAGUUUGCUACUGACACCCAGCUCUCCCUGGUGGCUCCCAGGAGCUGCUAGCAUGCGGCAGCGGCCACACCCCGGGCAACGGCUUCGACAGGCCGGCCAAACCUUGUGAGGGUAGCCAUCGGGUCAUUGACCUCUGGUGAACCAGGGCUUUGCUCACCCAGCAUUUGAAGACUGCUUCAGCCGAACAGACGGAAGAAACCAACAAGAAGGUUCAACGGCUGAGAGGGCGACGCAGCAAAGCACUGUGGAGUGCUCAGGGCGUGUUGGAGCACAAAGGACAACACGGCCACCCAAUGCAGCUGAGGAAGUCUCCAGGUGUAAAGACUUUUCGUGCCACUGGACCCAGGUUUCCAAAGCCGAGAGAGUGGGACUGUCUCUGUGCAUCGGCUUUUCCACUUAAAUCCCCUUCAUGCACAAGUGCACAAAGACAAUCCUUAUUCCCUGUUACCGAGAGACGACUACUACCUGGAGAGCUUUUGUUUAACCCCUCCCCUUCUGUCUUGGAGGCAGUACUAAGAGCAGGAAGGGCUAGGCCAUGGAGUGAAGUGACUUGCCCAGGGUCACACAGCCCGGAAGGGUCUGAGCCAGAUUCGAACCCAGGACCUCCCAUCUCUAGGCCUGGCUCUCCAUCCAGAGAGCUUUUAGCUUCAGUGGGAGGUUAGCGGCUGGCCUGCUUUGAGUCAGAGCAGCUUCUCGGUGCCCCACCACACUGGGGGCUGCGGGGGUGGGGUGGGGGAGGGGAGGGACAGCAGCAGCCGGACAGGCGGGCUCUGCCCUCCAGUGAGCCCAGCCUCUGCAGGGGCCUCAGUUUCCCAGGAAACCCCACAGACUUGAAGCUUCCCCGGAUUCUGAACCCCCCAAAGGGCGUGUUCGUUGCUGUAAUUGGCCCUCGGGUUGGGCCUGCCGUGACUGAUCUAAGUGCGCUUGUCCCCUCUCGCCCCAGGCUUCAUGUCUGGGAACCUCGUUCUUCCCCAGGAGGGACCCCCACAGGAGGAGGGCGGGGCCCUGGCCCAGGCGAGUCGGCCCUCCUCCGAGGGUCCCCAGUCAGCGGUCUGCGGGUGGCCCCCCGGGAACCAAGAAGGACAGCCUCCAGCCUCUCCCCUCCCUCCGCCCCUCCAGCGUGGGGCGGGGCUUCUGUCCCCGCCCCCCCACUCUCCCAGGGGGGUUGGGGUGCCCCCCUUCCCACACUUCCCGUUGCAGGCCGCCGUGUCCUUCCGGGACGUGGUCGUGGACUUCACCGAGGAGGAAUGGGGGCGCCUGAGCCCGGCGCAGUGGCAGCUCUACAAGGAGGUGAUGCUGGAGAACUACCGGAACCUCGUGUCCCUGGGGCUCAUGGAGGACAAGCCGGGCCUGAUCUCCCGGCUAGAGCAAGGGGAAGUGCUGCCGCUGACCUCCGCGGCCCCAAGGCCCCCACUCUGGGAAGGAGACGCUUCAGCCGGGUGUCCAGGAGCCCCCGGGGUCCCCAGUCUGGCCAGGCCCUCAGCCUGGGAUUCUAGACUUGAGAUCCAUGAGGAGUCACCUCAAAAACAAGAAGGAAAAGGAUCACCAGUGACAUUUGUGGAAAGCCUCAGAAAGGAUGUUGUUCCCUGGAAACUCACAUUUGGGGAAAGUCCUACCCAAGAGGUCAUGUUAUGGAAGCAAAUGGCAAUCAGUGGGGAGACUCCAAGGAAAGACCUUUCACAGCAAAAAGGUCCUGGCCAGUUAUCAGUCCUCACAAGACCCACAGAGCAGGGAGGUCAGGAACAUACUGAUUGGGGGAAAAUCUUUAGUCAGAACAUGCCCAAGCCCCCAGAAUUGAGGGGCUAUAACGUCCCUGGGAAUCUCCCCCAAAAUCAGCACCACAGAAAUGAACUCUAUGAUUUGGCGGAAGAUAGACAGAAUUCUGACAUGAGCUCCCCUCUUAUUAAAAAUCAUAGACCUCCUGGUGAAAAGAAAUCUUAUAAAUACAAAGAGUAUGGGAAGGCUUUCAACAAGCACUUGGACAUUCUAAAUCAUGAGAUAACUCAAGAUGGAGAAAAACAUAAGUGUAGUCAUUGUGGAAAGGCCUUUAGGGGGAGCUCAGGUCUCAAUAAACACCAGAAAACUCAUCCUUGUCAAAACACCUGCAAGUAUAGAGAAUUUGGAGAGGCUCUCAGCCACAAUAGAGAUGUUACUCGAAGUGACCAAAUUCAUAGUGGGAAGAAACCUUACAAGUGUAAGGAAUGUGGGAUAGCCUUCAUUUGGCGUGCAUACCUCUUGGAGCAUCAAAGAACUCACACUGGGGAAAAACCAUAUGAAUGUAAGGAAUGUGGGAAGGCCUUCAGUCAGAGCUCAAGCCUUACAAAACACCAGAGAAUUCACACUGGAGAGAAACCAUACAAAUGUAAGGAAUGUGGGAAGGAUUUCAGGCAAAACUCGCAUCUGAUUCGACACCAGAGAAUUCACACUGGAGAGAAACCUUAUGAAUGUCAGGAAUGUGGGAAAGCCUUCAGCCAGAGAUCAGAUAUUAUUAAACAUGAAAGAAUUCACAGUGGAAAGAAACCAUAUGAGUGUAAGGAGUGUGGGGCAGCCUUUAGUUGGCGCUCAUACCUCAUUGAACAUCAGAGAACUCACACUGUUGAGAAACCUUAUGAGUGUAAGGAUUGUGGGAAGGCAUUUAGCCAGAAUUCAUCACUUAUUCAACAUCAGAGAAUUCAUACUGGAGAAAAACCUUAUGGAUGUAAUGAAUGUGGGAAGACUUUCAAACAGAGAUCAUCUCUUAUUCAACAUUAUAGGAUUCAUACAGGAGAGAAACCUUUUGAAUGUAAGGAAUGUGGAGCAGUCUUCAGUGGGCACUCAGGUCUUAUUCACCAUCAAAGAAUCCACACUGGUGAGAAACCUUAUGAAUGUAAAGAAUGUGGCAAAGCCUUCAGGCAGAGCUCAGCCCUGAUUCAUCAUCAGAUUACUCAUACUGGAGAGAAACCUUACAAAUGUAAAGAAUGUGGGAAGGGUUUCUCUAGGAACACAGUUCUUAUUGAACAUCAGAGAAUUCACACUGGAGAAAUACCUUAUGAAUGUAAGGAAUGUGGCAAGGCCUUCAUCCACAAAUCAGCCCUUAAUCAGCAUCAGAGAAUUCAUUACUGGAAACAAGCUAAAACCAUGGAAGCAAUGGGAAAGUCUCUGUCUGGAGAUCAUUUGUUAUGAAAUAUCAUGUAAUCCAUAUAGGAGAGAAACGUUAAGCAUGUAAGAAAUGUGAGGCAUCCUUCAGUCAGAUUUCAACUCUUAUUAACAUAAAAGAAAUCACACCAGUGAGUUGAAUGCUUAGUAAUUAGGGAAAAGCCUUCAGUUAGAUCUGAGCCAUUACUGAAUAUCCUUCAUUUGGAGGUCAUCUCUUAUUCAGAAUCAGAGAAUGUCAUGAUUUCCAAGAUUUCCACCUGGUGGCAAGCCUUCUGAGCACAUCAAAUAUGGGAAAAGGCUUGUUUUAUCAACAUCACCAAACAUCCUGGAUAGAAACCUUAUGAAAUCUGUGAUGGUAGAAAAACUCUGCUCAGAAUUCAGUCUAGCCUGCCUCACCAUAAAUGAACUCAGGCUGCUGGGAAUGUCUUCAAAUCAAAGUUAUAGAAGAUAGAAAUAAGGAGUUCUACCAAAGCCCAGCUUCCCUUCACCUCAGAACUUUGGGAAAUGUGCCCACUGAGGGAAAAGAAUAACAGUAAAAAACAGGAAAAGAAAGAAAUUGUCACAAAGAAAACUGUGAAAAAAUCAGCAGAAAAACUUGGUAAUGAGGAAAUCAAGAAUAUUGUCUUUUCAGAACCCCACUUUGUCUAAAGGUCACUGAGGCAGCAAAGGGAGAUUUUGGCUAAUCCUGUGAAUAGUAAGCAGACAAUGAUCUUCAAGGAAGGAAGUAACCAGUAUUAUCAAAAUCAGGAUGCUACAGAUGAAAGACAUUGAGACAAAGGAGUCUGGGGCUGAGGGAGUGGGAGAACCAGGGUUCAUGAACCAAACUGUUACCUAGGCUGGGCCAUGGAACCAUAAGAUCUAUUAAAAGUGGCAUGGCUGGCUGGGACAAGUUAGGAAGAUGGAAGUAUAUGUCUAAAGGUUAGCAUGAGUGGCUUUUUCAAUGAAAAGAGAUUGCAAAUACCCAAGGGCUGCUAGGUGGUGUUAGAUAAUUAGGUUUUAUUUUCUUUCUACUUAAAAGUGAUUAUUAAUAAACUUUUAAAAUAUAA